Messenger RNA from Suillus discolor, 1356 nucleotides. RefSeq lists its product as uncharacterized. The coding region runs from base 60 to 1157 and encodes 365 amino acids. The record is from RefSeq and is a predicted model, not a curated record. Gene Ontology annotation, molecular function: protein binding. NCBI's taxonomy places the organism in Eukaryota, Fungi, Basidiomycota, Agaricomycetes, Boletales, Suillaceae. The transcript is spliced from 4 exons.
GAAAGUGUAGCAGCGCUCAAACAAGUCCUUCGAAGUGGCAUACUCUGAAGACAUCGACCAUGGCCUCCAGCUCGACGCAGCCCGGCGCAACAUUAAACGAAUUGAUUCUGACACCAAUCAUGACCUUGAAAGGUCAUGAACCUUUCAAUCACUGCUACGUUUCAUCCAUGUGCUACUUUCCAGAUGGCAAGCAAAUGAUCAGCGGAUUAGGGGAUAAGACCGCUCGACGAUGGAACCUGCGUGCUGGUAAGGAGAUUGAGGAGGCGCGAGAAGUUUGUGAGCAGAGAGUAAUUGCGGUGGAGGUAUCAAGGGAUGGUCAAUGGAUUGUGAUUGCUGGUGGAGAUCUCAACUGCGGGGAGCUCAAAGUCUGUGAGGUCAAGACCGGGAUCGUUAAAACAUUUGAAGACCCUUCGAGAGGGGAGAUCGACUGCAUUGAUAUCUCUGCAGACAACACCCUAUUGGCGUGCAGGUCGAACGAUGACACAUUGCGGAUAUGGAGCUUGGACACUGGCAAACUCUCAGCUGGCCCAUUCAGGAAUUAUAACGGGCUCGGGAUGGGCACGGUUCGAUUCUCGCGAGACUCGAAGAAGCUUGCAUUCAAGUCAAUUGUGGCAGACUGGCUUGACGUGUGGGAUAUUGAAAUACAGAAAGUGGAUGUUAGAGUGGGGAAAAAACCUAAUAAGUGCGGGGUCAUGUCCCAUGUGCCGAUGUUCUGGACAACCAAAGACAAAACAAUUGUGGCCGUAUUGGACCUCAAUAAAAAUGAGGACUGGACCACGGAUCACAAGACCAUCUAUGAGUUGGACGCAUUAACGCUAAAGACUGUCGGAGCUCCCUUUGAAGGGCACACCAUCAAAAUCAAUGGUUUAGCACUUUCAUUCGAUUGUGCUCUCCUCGCUAGUGCUUCCUGCCUCGACAUCAAGCUAUGGGCCUUCGAGUCCCGCCAGCUCCUCGCCUCAUUCGACGUUCGAUCUGUCAACUACCUCAUCCUCUCACCCGAUUCACACCAGCUGGCUUACUCAACCCUUGGCUCGAACAUUCACAUAUGCGACAUUCCACCCAAGAUCAUUGCCACUAUCUGGCCCAACACCAACGAACCUAAAAAUUCCAAUAUCCUUAAUGUAUGUGAUCCCUACAUUCAUCUACGCAUCCAUUAAUGUCAUUUUUGCAGUCUAACGCAACACGUCGUGUUGUGCCUCGUAAACCACAUGUCACAUCUUUUACUCCUAGGCCGCAAGGUCCUUCCCCUACCACACAACGACACGAUUUCUUUCACUAUCUCCGCACAGUCCUUCCUUCUCGCACGAACACACGCCGCAAUGGUCAGCACCGUGAUCCCCUGGAUUUCCCUGCUAC